UAGAACGAUGAAUUAAUAAUAUUGCCGGAUAGCCCAGCAGCGAGAUGUUUAUAGGCAGCUCGUUCGAAAAGUUCGAAAUAAUUUUAACGAAAUAACAGUGAAGAAGAAUUGAGGUUAGAAUUUGAACUUUAAAGUAAACAAUAACAAAACUACCAGGUGUGUGCUGUGAGAAUCAAUCAGUUAAUAAUGAGCCAAAGCAGACCAAUGGAUUCAAAUUGUAUAACAUUGACAAGAUUCUUCUUGGCUGAGCAGAAAAAAAGUCCUAAAGCAACAGGUGAACUCACACAACUUCUCAACUCUAUCCAAACAGCUGUGAAGGUCAUCAGCAGUGCUGUAAGAAAAGCUGGCAUAACCCAACUAUUUGGCACUGUUGGUGAAACAAAUGUACAGGGGGAGGAAGUGAAGAAGCUUGAUGUUCUUGCCAAUGAACUCUUCAUAAAUAUGCUCAAAUCAUCAUAUACGACAGCCUUACUCAUAUCUGAAGAAAAUGAGACUGUUAUAGAGGUAGAAACGGAGAAAAAGGGCAAAUACAUCGUGGCCUUCGACCCGCUAGAUGGCUCCUCCAACAUCGACUGCCUGGUCUCCAUCGGCUCCAUCUUUGCCAUCCUCAAAAAGGACGACAACACCAUCCCCACUCUGAAAGACACCCUGCAGCCAGGCAGGAAGGUCGUAGCUGCGGGGUACGCCCUGUAUGGUAGCGCCACCAUGAUGGUGUUGUCCACGGGGGACGGAGUGCACGGGUUCAUGCUGGACCCCAGUAUCGGGGAGUUCAUUUUGACCGACAGGAAUAUGCAGGUCCCUAAAAAAGGUAACAUUUAUGCGAUAAACGAAGGUUAUACUCAUCAAUGGGACAAAGCUGUCGCUGAAUACAUUCAGAAUAAGAAAGAUCCAGCAAAAGGGAAACCGUAUAACGCUCGGUAUGUAGGAUCCAUGGUUGCUGACGUGCACAGGACGAUCAAAUAUGGAGGAAUUUUCAUUUACCCAGCAACCAAAUCUUCUCCCAAUGGAAAGCUCAGAUUACUGUAUGAAUGCAUUCCGAUGGCUUUCAUUAUGUCACAAGCAGGUGGCGCUGCUAGUAACGGAAAAAUACCGAUUUUGGAUGUCCAACCAACGAGCAUUCAUGAGAGAUCUCCCAUUUUCCUAGGAUCCGUCGAAGAUGUAGAGGAAGUUCUACAGAUAAUAAAAAAAUACGAAAAAUAAUUGUAGAUUCCACUAUUGCAUAUUGUUUUAAGGUUCCUUCACUUUUUUAUAGUUGAACUAUGUAUAGUUUGAUUGAAUAUAUUAUCUGAACUGUUUUGA
Phaedon cochleariae (mustard beetle) is the source of this 1299-nucleotide messenger RNA. The record is from the annotation of a GenBank genome assembly. NCBI's taxonomy places the organism in Eukaryota, Metazoa, Arthropoda, Insecta, Coleoptera, Chrysomelidae.